This is a messenger RNA of Saccostrea cuccullata (small rock oyster), 1062 nucleotides long. RefSeq lists its product as uncharacterized. The record is from RefSeq and is a predicted model, not a curated record. Lineage: Eukaryota; Metazoa; Mollusca; Bivalvia; Ostreida; Ostreidae. The transcript has a single exon. Bases 1 to 1062 code for a protein of 353 amino acids.
AUGAACUCCGAGGAACAGGAUCCUAAAGUCAAUGCAGGAACUGAAGAGAAAUUCAAUCGUCAAGUAGAUAUACCAAGAAGUAUUGAGACAUUGAACUCUAAGGAACGAGACUCCAACACCAAAGAAGGAAAUGAGAACUCCAACCAUAAAAUAGGAAAAUCAACAGACAUUGAGUCAUCUAACCUUGAGGAACAAAAUACUAAAGCCAAAGAAGGAACAGAAGAGAAAUCCAACCAUCAAAUCGAUGAAUCAAAAAACAUUAACACAUUGAAUUCUGAGGAACAAGAUUCUAAAGGCAAAGAUGGAACAGAAGAGAAAUUCAACCAUCAAAUAAGUACAUCAACAAACACUGAGACAUUUCACCCUGUCGAACAGGAUUAUAAUGGCAAAGAAGGAACUGAAGAGAAAUUCAACGAUCAAGUAGAUAUAUCAACAAGUAUUGAGACAUUUAACUCUAAGGAACGAGACUCCAACACCAAAGAAGAAACAGAAGAGAACUCCAACCAUCAAAAAGUUACAUCAACAAAUACUGAGUCAUUUAAUCCUGACGAACAAAAUACUAAAGGCAAAGAAGGAACUGAAGAGAAAUCCAACCAUCAAAUCGAAGAAUCAACAAAUAUUGAGUCAUCUAACCCUGGGAAACAAGAUUCAAAAGCAAAAGAAGAAACUAUAAAGGAAUCCAAUGAUCAUGCAGAUAUACCACUAAAUAUUGAGACAUUGAACUUUGAAGAACAAAACACUAAAGCCAAAAGAAAAACUAAUGGAAAUGACGAGAACUCCAACCAUCAAAAAGGUACAUCAACAAACACUGAGACAUUUAACCCUGACGAAAAAAAUUAUAAUGGCAAAGAAGGAACCGAAGAGAAAUUCAACGAUCAAGUAGAUAUGUCAACAAGUAUUGAGACAUUGAACUCUAAGGAACGAGACUCCAACACCAAAGAAGAAACAGAAGACACCUCCAACCAUCAAAAAGGUACAUCAACAAACACUGAGACAUUUCACCCUGACAACAGGAUUAUAACGGCAAAGAAGGAACCGAAGAGAAAUUCAACGAUUAAGUAG